AUUAAUUCCCUCAGCCUCCAAUGACCCUUAAUUCUAACAUUCAGAAUUCAUUGAUUCUAUGUCACAAUACAGAAUUCAAGCCACAAUUCCAAACUCAUUAUGACAUCAUAGUUAGGUUAGAUUACAACAAGUUACAUAACCAAAGACAAGAAGACACUACAGCCAUUCAAUACAAUACUUCUUUAGUGAUCAUAGCCUACUUCUUAAACUGUAAUUAGUCAGAAUUUGCAUAGAAUAGACUGAAUCUAUUUCAGUGCAAGACUGAAUCCACUGAACAGACAGUGGUCAGUGAGAGGGAGACAGAGAUGAUGGAAAGUGAGGAGGUAAAGAAAAGCAGUGAGAUGGAGGGACAAGAGAAAGACAGACAAAGAGAAAUGGAGGGGCUAGUUAGAAUGAGAAAGAGGAUUGAGACUUGCAUCAAGGUAGACCACCAACGAUGGCAGCUAGAGAGAGACUUGUUGAACAAAGUUAACAAGAUGAGGGAAGAACAAGAGCAAGAAAGACAAAGAGAAGUAGAAGAGCUUCUGAUCAAGAAAGAGCAGAAUGAGGAUCAUGUUGAAGUACAGAGCAACCAAUGGAAGCUAGAGAGAGACGUGUUCACAGAACAGACAGAAAGAGAUGUGUCAGACAGAUAUGAGAUAGACAGCAAAAUGGCUGAACUGAAGGUACUGAACACUGUGAACCUGGCCAAGUUAGAGAAGGUGAUUGUGAACUGUACAAGGAUGUUAGCUGAGAAUGAAAGGGAGAGAAAUGUGUUAAAGGAACAGAGAGAAAGCUUAGUGGCAGACAAAGAAAAGAUCGAAAUCCAAAUGACAAACCUAAAGAUGGAGAACAUACUGAGGUUGGGCAAGAUAGGAAAGUUGACAGUUAAGAACACAAGACUGUUAGCUGAGAAUGAAAAGGCCAGAGAUGUGUUAGAGAAAAAGAAAGAAAACACAGCAGCAAUCAGACAAACAUUGCUGCAAAAGAUAGCAGAGGAGGAAUUUGUGUACCUGGCCAAGGUGGAGACGGGGACAGUGGAGAUCAACAGACUGUCAGAUGAGAAUGAAAAGGUGGACAGGGUCAGAGAGAGGAACAGAUGGAAGUGUAUCAGAAAGGGUUUGGAGACAGCAUUGGCCAAAGCAGACCAGGAGAAGAAUCAGACCCUAGAAGCCUGGAAGAAGGAAAGGGGGACAUGGGCCAGGGUCACCGCUUGUCUGCAAAGUCUCUGGGAUCAACGAGGAGAAAGAUGGAUGAAGGAGAAGGAGGAGAUGAAAGAGAAGAGCACACAGGCAGCAGAGAAGUGGGUGACUGAGCUGAGAGAGAAGGAGAGACUGAUAGAGGCUCUGGAAAGAGAAAAGAUGAUGCUUCUGAGCCAGCAUGAAGAUGAGAAGAGGGGAUGGGAGAUGGAAAAGAGUGAAAUGGAAAAGGAGAGGUUGGUGCAGACAGGAGAGUGGGAUAGAAAGAACAGUGAAAUGGAGAAAAUGAAAAAGGAGAAAGACAGAUGGGUGAUAGAAAAGAAAGAUAUGUUGGAGAGGAUGAAGGAUGCCCACAUUCAGCUGUAUCACAUGCAGACUGUCCUGAGGUUCAGAGAGCACGAGCAGACACAGAAGGAAACUAAGAAAGCCCAGGAAGCAAAGGAGAAAGAGACCAACCAAAAAACAAGGACACAGCGGAGAUAUACAUUGGAGGAGUGGGCGACUCCCAGACCGCCAGACCCAGCGAGGUUUGAGUUUGACCUAAGAAGGUGGGCUCACUUCAAGAGGCAGGUCAACCAGUUUGUCAGCCACUCUGAGUCACAGGCCCUGACAGACUGGGGCAGAGUGGCACAGGCCCUGACAGACCAGGGCAGAGUGGCACAGGCCCUGACAGACCGGGGCAGAGUGGCACAGGCCCUGACAGACCGGGGCAGGGUGGCACAGGCCCUGACAGACCGGGGCAGAGUGGCACAGGCCCUGACAGACCGGGGCAGAGUGGCACAGGCCCUGACAGACCGGGGCAGGGUGGCACAGGCCCUGACAGACCGGGGCAGAGUGGCACAGGCCCUGACAGACUGGGGCAGAGUGGCACAGGCCCUGACAGACCGGGGCAGAGUGGCACAGGCCCUGACAGACCGGGGCAGAGUGGCACAGGCCCUGACAGACCGGGGCAGAGUGGCACAGGCCCUGUUGUGGCUGUAUGGGAGGGCCUGGAUUUGGGCCGUCCAGUACACCAGGACUGAGGAGCGGAAGCUCUCCAGAAGCUCAACUAAAUCCACAUAG
Molecule: messenger RNA, 2240 nt
Organism: Esox lucius (northern pike)
Lineage: Eukaryota; Metazoa; Chordata; Actinopteri; Esociformes; Esocidae
Product: reticulocyte-binding protein 2 homolog a-like
Exons: 4
Coding region: 306-2240 (644 amino acids)
Source: RefSeq, a predicted model, not a curated record